This is a messenger RNA of Fonsecaea multimorphosa CBS 102226, 1854 nucleotides long. RefSeq lists its product as uncharacterized. Gene Ontology annotation, biological process: phenol-containing compound metabolic process. The transcript is spliced from 2 exons. Bases 1 to 1854 code for a protein of 617 amino acids. Gene Ontology annotation, molecular function: arylsulfatase activity; N-acetylglucosamine-6-sulfatase activity; glycosaminoglycan binding. The record is from RefSeq and is a predicted model, not a curated record. Lineage: Eukaryota; Fungi; Ascomycota; Eurotiomycetes; Chaetothyriales; Herpotrichiellaceae.
AUGGGCUCGAGAGAUGGCUUUCGAUGGAUACUGACCUGGUGCUUCGUGUUGGCGUGGUGCUUAGGGCUCGCCAACGGCUUGGAACAGAAACCCAUCGGGCAGUCUGCCAAAAAGCCGAGCAUCAUCUUCAUCUUGACCGAUGACCAAGACCUCCAUAUGAACUCGCUCUCGUAUAUGCCCUUUCUAAAGCAGCACAUGGGUGACCAUGGGACUUCUUUCCGGAGACAUUACUGCACGGUAGCCUUGUGUUGUCCUUCCAGAGUAAGCAUGUGGACUGGCAAGGCUGCGCAUAAUACCAAUGUCACCGACUUGCAUCCUCCCUGGGGUGGAUAUCCAAAGUUUGUCAGUCAGGGUUUCAACGAUGCAUACUUGCCUAUUUGGCUCCAGAAAGCGGGAUACGAUACUUACUACGUGGGCAAGCUAUUCAAUGCCCAGAGCACAUCCAACUACGACAAGCCCCAUGCGGCAGGAUGGACUGGUUCCGAUUUCCUCCUUGACCCAUACACGUAUGAGUAUUACAAUGCCACCUUUCAAAGGAAUAAGGAACCUCCUGUCAGCUAUCAAGGCCAACACUCGACGGAUGUCGUGGCGGAGAAGGCGUUGGGAUUUCUCAGUGACGCAUUAGAGGGACGCAAGCCGUUCUUUCUCACCAUUGCACCGACAGCUCCCCACAGCAACGUACAUAUCAAUAAUGACAUGGCAGAGCAAUCGAUGGCUCGGCCUGCCGAACGCCACAGACACCUCUUCCAAGACGCAAAAGUCGCGCGGACACCCAAUUUCAAUCCCGAUGUGUCGAGUGGUGCUUCCUGGAUCCUCACCUUGGCCAAGCAGAACCAGUCAAACCUCGAUUACAAUGACGAGUGGUACCGCAACCGCCUUCGAGCCCUGCAAGCUGUUGAUGAAAUGAUUGAUGGCGUCGUGCACCGCUUGGAGCAAGCUGAUAUGUUGGAGAAUACCUAUCUUUUCUUCUCGACUGACAAUGGUUAUAGCAUCGGACAGCAUCGAAGGCAGCCUGGAAAGCAAUGUGCAUUCGAAGAAGACAUAAACAUUCCUCUUCUCGUGCGAGGACCCGGUGUUCCAAAGGACCAUCGCACCGAAAUCGUCACGUCGCACAUCGACCUGGCACCCACAUUUCUAACCCUCGCAGGUGUGGCAGAAAGUGAAAUGGCAAAGUACGAAUUGGAUGGCAGUACGAUACCGCUCCACUCGUUGGACUUGGUGCAUUCGAAACAAGAACCAUGGCCACAAGAACACGUCAACGUCGAAAUGUGGGGGAUCAUCAUGUCGGAAGGGAAAUACGGCUACGUCCUUUAUCCCAAUCAUACCUACAAGGCACUUCGGGUCAUUGGUGAUGGCUAUGAUCUGUUGUAUACUGUUUGGUGCAGCAACGAGCACGAGCUGUACGACAUGGCCAAGGAUCCCUGGCAGAUGGACAAUAUCUACGGUGCAGGAACCAGACCUUUCAAUAUGACUGCCGUGCCCGCCGUGGGAGGAUUAAAUGAACCGUCGCUCUACGCUUCGCCGCUCACAAGCAUGUCAGAACCAAUCCCUGCGAGAGACAACGUCACCACCACAGUAUCGCACCUCAUAUCGCGCCUCGAUGCUCUUCUCUUGGUACUCAAAACCUGCAAAAUGGACGAGUGCCGCUUUCCAUGGUCGGCCCUUCACCCGGCCGGCGGUGUGCACAGCCUCCGAGACGCAUUGGAUUCGCGAUUCGACGAGUUCUAUCGCACGAGGCCGAAAGUGCAGUAUGAGCGGUGUGAAAGAGGUUACUUUCCUGCCAGUGAAGGUGCAAUGUGGGAUGGAGGCAUGUCUUUCCGAGCAAUGCAGCACGAAGUGUGGACAGGUCCUUGA